AUGGACAGCGUAGAGUUCCUGAGAGCUCGGGGCUUCUUAUUCUUGUAUACAUAUCACAGCCCAGGUGGUCACACAAGAAACUUUGCUGAGCUACAGGCUCUGGCAUUAAGUGUCACCGAAACCCUGAUUAAACCCUUGGAAAAAUUCCGAAAAGAACAACUCGGAGCGGUAAAGGAAGAGAAGAAGAAGUUUGACAAAGAGACGGAAAAGAACUACAGUCUGAUUGAUAAACACUUGACUCUGUCUGCCAGGAAGAAAGAGUCACAUUUACAGGAGGCAGAUCUCCAAGUGGAGCAGACCCGGCAGCACUUCUACGAACUCUCUCUGGAAUAUGUGUGCAAGCUACAGGAGAUUCAAGAAAGAAAGAAGUUUGAGUUUGUGGAACCUAUGCUGUCCUUUUUCCAGGGAAUGUUCACUUUCUAUCAUCAGGGUCAUGAACUUUCCAAAGACUUCAAUCACUACAAAAUGGAACUACAGAUCAACAUUCAGAAUACACGGAAUCGAUUUGAGGGAACCAGGUCAGAAGUGGAAGAACUUAUGAAUAAAAUCAGGCAAAAUCCCAAGGACCACAAACGAGCAAGCCAGUUCACAGCGGAAGGCUACCUGUAUGUCCAGGAGAAAAGGCCAGCGCCAUUUGGGUCCAGUUGGGUCAAACACUAUUGCAUGUAUCGGAAAACGGCCAAGAAAUUCAACAUGAUCCCGUUUGAGCACCGAUCUGGGGGGAAACUGGGGGAUGGAGAGGUGUUCUUUUUGAAAGAAUGCACCAAAAGAUACACCGACUCCAUUGACAGAAGGUUUUGCUUCGACAUUGAAGCUGCUGACAGGCCUGGCGUCCCCUUGACCAUGCAGGCGUUUUCAGAGGAAGAAAGGAAACAGUGGCUGGAGGCCCUGGGUGGAAAAGAAGCUCUCAUCCAUACUUGUAAUAAAGCCAUCAUUCCAAGACCAGAAGGAGGUGCACAGCUGGAUACAAUGGGAUUCACGAUUCUCAGAAAGUGCAUCAGUGCUGUUGAGACACGAGGUAUAAAUGACCAAGGAUUGUACAGAGUUGUGGGGGUGAGUUCAAAGGUCCAGAGACUUCUGAGUAUGUUGAUGGAUGAAAAAACAUGCAACGAGCUGGACCUGGAGAGUUCCGUAGAUUGGGAAGUGAAGACAGUAACCAGUGCCUUGAAACAGUAUCUGAGGAGUCUUCCAGAACCUCUUAUGACCUAUGAGUUACACAGAGACUUCAUUGUUCCAGCUAAAAGUGGCAGCCCGGAGGCCCGUGUUAAUGCCAUCCAUUUCUUGGUGCACAAACUGCCAGAGAAAAACAAGGAGAUGUUGGAUAUCUUGGUGAAACACCUAACCAAUGUGUCAAAUCACUCGAAGCAGAACCUAAUGACCGUGGCAAAUUUAGGAGUGGUGUUUGGCCCAACCCUGAUGAGACCGCAGGAAGAAACUGUUGCCGCCAUCAUGGACCUGAAGUUUCAGAAUAUCGUUGUAGAAAUCUUAAUUGAAAACCAUGAGAAGAUAUUUCGGACCUCGCCUGAUGCUGCCCUCCCUGAGCCCACCUGCCUAUCGGCAUCACCUCCAAAUGCUCCACCGCGACAGUCAAAGAGACAGGGGCAGAGGACCAAGAGGCCGGUGGCUGUGUAUAAUCUUUGUCUUGAGCUGGAAGACGGUGACAGUCCCAGCCCUCUCAAGGAGGACACCCCCAGCAGUCAGGAUUCUCUUUCCACUCCGUCUCCCACAACGUCAGCUGCCCAUGGGCUUUCUGGCCCAGAGAGGAACCACCUCCCAGCAGAUGGAGGGGCCACUGGAGACUGGACAGCCACUACGCCAAGCCAGCCCCAGUCAUCUAUGGUGCAGUGGCUAAAUCUGCAGUCUCCGACCACACCAAGCUCCAAUGCAGCCGGUACACCUCCUUCAACAAGGAUGUCCCAUUUCCCCCUCUCUCCUGCUGCCUCCAUUGUAGACAAGCUGCCUGAAUGUGUUAUCAGUCGCAAGGCCCGCGCAGUGUACCCAUGUGAGGCAGAACACAGCUCGGAAUUGUCGUUUGAAAUCGGAGCCAUUUUUGAGGAUGUUCAGACCUCAAGGGAACCUGGCUGGCUGGAAGGGACCCUGAACGGCAAGAGAGGGCUGAUUCCACAGAAUUACGUCAAGCUGCUGUAG
Molecule: messenger RNA, 2148 nt
Organism: Microtus ochrogaster (prairie vole)
Lineage: Eukaryota; Metazoa; Chordata; Mammalia; Rodentia; Cricetidae
Gene: Arhgap10
Product: Rho GTPase activating protein 10
Exons: 22
Coding region: 1-2148 (715 amino acids)
Biological process (GO): signal transduction; cytoskeleton organization; negative regulation of apoptotic process
Cellular component (GO): cytosol; cytoplasm
Molecular function (GO): protein binding; GTPase activator activity
Source: RefSeq, a predicted model, not a curated record